Molecule: messenger RNA, 794 nt
Organism: Microstroma glucosiphilum
Lineage: Eukaryota; Fungi; Basidiomycota; Exobasidiomycetes; Microstromatales; Microstromataceae
Exons: 1
Coding region: 90-686 (198 amino acids)
Source: RefSeq, a predicted model, not a curated record
GGACUCGUCGCGACAUUUGCAACGCUCCGCAAGUUCCCUUUCCUUUCUUUGGCACUUUGGAGACAGGUCAGACCAGCACACAUCACACCAUGCGAUCCUUCCAGCUCCUCCUACUUUUCUUGCUCACCAUAUUUCUCAGCCUACACUUAGCAAGCGGCCUCGUCCUAGCCUCUCCAGCACGGAGCCGCAAGUGUCGUCGUGCUCUCUCCCUCUUCUCCCUGGAAAAGCGAGACGAGAUACAUGACAACGAGGGCGUUUCCAGCUCCUCUCUCCUCCCCCGUCUCUGGCGCAACGCCGAGCUGCCCGUCCCCCUCGGUCUGAACCGUCACCCUCCUGCUCUCCCCCCUCAACCGCCAAGUAGCAGCUGGGCAGGCGGGACAAGCAAGCACCUCCAUCCUCCACCACCAACCGUCAGCUCAAUCUUAGCAGGCAAUCCCUCUGUAGCAAAGACGCGUAGAGAGAGGAAGCAAGAAGUGGCAGAAAAGAAGAAGCAGUAUGAGAAUAUUAGAGCAGGACAUGCAUUUGUUGAUAUGAUCUUGGAUGAGUGUGGGAGUUGGUUGAAGAAGGAUUUGCCUCCGAGGCCGAAGUCGAAGCCGAAGCGGGGGCGGGAGUCUAGUUCGUGGUCGGGAUCUGGGUCUGGAGCAGUAGUAGGACUAGAUCUGCAGCCGGAUCGAAGAACUAUAUAGACGCCCUUGUUCGUGGAAGCGCUGACAACAACGUAGUCCAGAUUCGAUGAAGGUCCUGUUGAAAAGACAUGAGCACUCGCAAUGAUGGAUCAUUUACAUGUUGAAGAG